AUGAGCGGUCAAGGUCACCAGCAAGUCGAUAUUGCCAAUGCAGUUGGCGUUUCCCAGAUUGUGGUCUCCCGAGCUUUAACCAGAUUCAGAAAACCAAAAGUACCAAUAGGAGAGAUGUUAAUGGAUCUCAGCACAUUACGGCAGCAAGGGAUGACAGAAAUAUUUGGAUUACUGCAAGAAGCAACCCUUUUUAUAGUGCCUGACAGAGCCUAA
This is a messenger RNA of Nezara viridula (southern green stink bug), 213 nucleotides long. The record is from the annotation of a GenBank genome assembly. Lineage: Eukaryota; Metazoa; Arthropoda; Insecta; Hemiptera; Pentatomidae.